CUCAUCAGUACACCUACACGUCUUGUUUCUGGCGGAGUAUUUAUGACAAAAACGGCCUAAAAUAUGGAAAAGGGAGGAUUUGUGGUGGGCGACUACGUAUGGAUUCGGCCCAUUAGUAACGAUCCUUUUGAAAUACCGACAGGAGGAAAAAUCGUAUCAGCUGAUCCAAAACGGAUUCGCGUUCAAGAUGACAAGGGCGCGGAAGUAUUUAUUAACCCCGACCAGAUUUUGAAGGCCAUGCACGACACGUCCAUUUUGGGCGUUGAGGACAUGAUCAGUUUGGGGGACCUGCAGGAGUAUGCAAUCUUGAGGAAUUUGCAAAUUCGCUACUUUAACAGACUGAUUUACACGUACACGGGGUCAAUGCUGAUUGCAAUGAACCCGUACGAAGUGCUUCCGAUUUAUACAAACGCGCUAAUAAAGCAGUACAGGAAUAGGAAAAUGGGCGAGCUUCCGCCUCACAUUUUCGCAAUAGGGGACAGCAGCUACAACAACAUGAAGGCGACGCAGGGAAACCAGUGCGUGGUGAUUAGUGGAGAAAGUGGCGCGGGCAAAACUGAAAGUACAAAGUUAAUCUUGCAAUACCUGGCGGCGAUUAACGGCCAACAUUCUUGGAUCGAGCAGCAGAUUCUUGAAGCAAACCCAAUAAUGGAGGCGUUUGGCAACGCAAAAACCGUACGUAACGACAACUCUUCGCGUUUCGGCAGGUACAUCGACAUCUUCUUCAACAAAGCCAGUACUAUCGACGGCGCCAAAAUUGAGCAAUACCUCCUUGAGAAAAGUCGCAUUGUUUCGCAAAGCCAAGGGGAAAGAAACUAUCACAUCUUCUACAGCAUGCUCGCCGGUCUUAGCAAAGAGGAGAAAAAACGUUUGGAUCUUGGAAAUGCGUCAGAUUACACCUACUUGAAGCAAGGGAACACGCUCAAAUGCGCCGAUAGGAAUGAAGUCGCCGAAUUUGCAGACAUUCGCGCCUCGAUGAAGGUGUUGAACUUUUCCGAGCAAGAGUGUUGGGACAUCUUCCAACUGCUCGCCGCCAUCCUCCACUUGGGAAAUAUCAAGUUUAAGUCGACCACGAUAGCUAAUUUAGACGCAUCCGCCGUGCACGAUCAAAGUUUCGUUGGGAAAGUCGCCACGUUUUUAGGCGUGGAAACGCAGCAGCUCGUAGAUGCUGUCACAAAGAAGACAAUUUUCGCGCAUGGUGACCGAGUCGCGUCCUUGUUAGGUAAAGAUCAGGCAUCGGAGACGCGGGAUGCCUUCGCGAAGGGCCUGUAUGGGAAACUCUUCAUAACCAUAAUUGAUAAUAUCAACUCCGCAAUUUCAAAGACGAAGGUUUCAGUUAAGAACUCGAUCGGCGUCUUGGACAUUUUCGGUUUUGAGAGCUUUCAAGUGAACAGUUUCGAGCAGCUUUGUAUUAAUUACGCGAACGAAAACCUGCAGCAGUUCUUCGUGCAGCAUCUCUUCAAAAUGGAGCAAGAGUACUACACCAAGGAAGGGAUUAGGUGGCAACACAUAAGCUUCGUCGACAAUAGGCUUGUGGUGGAGAUGAUCGGUAGCAAACACCUGAAUGUUAUGUCACUAAUCGACGAUGAAUCGAUCUUUCCCAAGGGUACAGAUUAUACGAUGCUCACGAAACUGCACGCGAAUCACGCCGAUAACGAAGCGUACUCCAAACCGAAAUCCGAUCUGGUUCCCGGCUUCGGCAUUCAGCACUUUGCCGGUUCCGUUUUUUACGACGUUCAAGGUUUCUUGGAGAAAAAUCGAGACACCUUCAGCCAGGACCUCAAGGAGUUAAUACAGCAAUCCACAAAUGCCUAUUUGAAGAAGGUGUUCGAAUCGGAGCUUAAGAGUAGUGUCUCGUCGAGGAAGAUGGUUACCUUGUCCUUUCAGUUCCGCAACUCCCUCGAUACGUUGAUGAAGUCGUUAAAUGCGUGCUAUCCAUUUUUUAUUAGGUGCAUUAAACCGAAUGAGACCAAACAGGCUCAGGUUCUCGAUCGCGGUUUGUGCGUCCGUCAGCUACGCUACUCCGGCAUGAUGGAAACGGCGCGAAUUCGAAAGGCCGGCUAUCCCAUCCGUUAUUCCUACGCCGAAUUCGUACAAAGAUACCGGUUUCUGGGAAGAGGAAUACCGCCUGCGAACAGGACCGAUUGCAAGGAGGCCUCUAGGACAAUUUGCGCGAAGGUCUUCACUGCCGGCGAAGACUACCAGUUCGGAAACACGAAGAUAUUUCUAAAAGAAGCUCAAAACGAAUUCUUGGACAAGGAACGAAGCUUGGUGGUGCAACGAGCCGUUUUGAUAUUGCAAAAAGCGGUGAAGGGUUGGAUAUGCAGGCGGAGAUAUCUCAAGGUAAAAGCUGCAGCGUUGGUGUUCCAAAAGCAUUUCCGAGCGCGGGGUUAUCGGUCGAGGUACUUGAUGAUGAGGAACGGAUAUCAAAGACUGCAGUCGGCAAUUCGAUCACGCGUGCAAACAAAUACGUACCAAAAAAUGCGUAGUUGCGUAUUAGAAUUGCAGAAGUUUUGCAAGGGGUAUCACGUUCGACACCAUCAGCAAUGGGGUAAAAUUUACGCCGCGGUCAAAUUGAAGAAUGAAGAAGCGGUUCUGAUGAAAAAAAGCGGAAACAAGAACUACAAACGUUUGGCCGAGGCAAACAUGCAGAAGCGCCUAGCUGAGUUGGACAAGGAGUACGUUCUGGUAGAGGAGGAGGUUCGCGACGACGCAGACAGUUUGAAUGUUGACGACUUUGUCAAUCACGAGUUUAACUUUCUCGACAGAGACUUUCCUGUUUUCGGAAUGAGACAGAACAGAAACGAAGUUCUCAUGGGGAUGCUCAAAGAUGGAGCCGAUCACGAAUUGCUUCCGGGAUACCUCAAGGAGGUGGACGUGGAGGACCUGUCGGCGUAUAACUUUAAAAUCUUCGCAGCUACUUAUUUCGUACGAAACAACAAUCCGCAAUUCUCAAAGAAACCGCUGAAGGAAUCUCUGCUCGAGCUGCCGACCCCUGACGACGUUAUUGCGGCCCAAGCCAUUUGGAUUACUAUUUUGCGGUUUAUGGGCGAUUUGCCGGAGCCUAAGUACGAAACUUCCGUGGAAAAGGGAGAGAAUGUGCUGAACCGCUUAAAUGAAACAAUCAGUAGGGGUUUCGCCAAUCGCAAGGAGUUCAAGGAAAUUGUGUUACAAGAGAAAAGGCAGUCUUCCAGUAAGGUAGAUCGAGUUAAGCUUAUCAAUAUGACCUUGAAACGCAAAACUAAACUAUUGGACGAUCUUCGCCGAGGCAUGGUCGAGGAUAACUCAUCAACUGAGUACUACGCGGAGUGGUUAAAUUCCCGACGAACAACUAACAUAGAGAAACUCCAUUUCAUCAUUGGGCACGGAAUUUUACGCUCAGAAUUAAGGGACGAGAUCUUCUGCCAGAUUUGCAAACAACUAACGAACAACCCAACGAAGCCAUCUCACGCGCGCGGCUGGAUUUUGCUCUCGCUCUGCCUCGGCUGUUUCUCUCCGUCGGAGCGGUUCGUAACUUAUCUUCGCUCGUUUAUACGCGACGGUCCGCCGGGCUACGCGCCUUACUGCGAAGGACGACUGUAUCGCACGUUUAGAAACGGGCUCAGAAGUCAGCCUCCGAGCUGGUUGGAGUUGCAGGCGACCAAAAAUAAGGACGCCAUCAAUUUGAAGGUGAGCUUUAUGGAUGACGAGGUGCGGACGAUCGAGGUCGACUCGGCCAGUACGUCCGCGGAGGUUUGCCACAAAAUCGCGCUGAGCAUUAACUUGAGGGACGCCUUCGGGUUUUCGCUUUUAAUAAGUUUGGGGGAUAUGGUGAUGUCGUUGGGGAGCGGUGCGGAUCACAUUAUGGACGCCAUCUCGCAGUGCGAGCAGUACGCCAAAGAGCAGGGGUGCCCCGAACGUGCGGCGAGCUGGAACCUGAUUUACCGCAAGGAGAUCUUCACACCAUGGCACGAUCCCGGUGAAGACCCAGUUUCGACCGAUUUGAUAUAUCACCAAGUGGUGCGCGGGUUGAAGUAUGGCGAAUAUAGGUGUAACACCGAGGGAGAUGUUGCCGCCCUGGUUGCGCAGCAGUACUUCAUUGACAACGGUACUGAAAUGAACCAAAAGAUUCUGCACACGAGGCUCGGGGAGUACUUACCGGGGUACUUGUUGAAACAAGGCGAGAAUGUUGAACAUUGGGAACGAAACAUAAUUGACGCGUUUGGGAAAAGCGUGUGCGUAAAGCAGAGGUACCCGGUUAUUAAGGUGAAAUGCGACAUAGUGAGGUAUACUAAGGCAGUUUGGCCUAUGCUUUUUUCACGAUUCUUCGAAGCGAUCCAGAUUUCCGGGCCGGAACUGCCAAAGAACAAGAUGAUAAUCGCAGUUAACUGGACGGGAGUGUAUAUGAUUGACGAUCAGGAGCAGAUUCUGCUCGAGUUGCCUUUCGUUGAGAUCGUAUACGUCGGGUACGAAGAAGCGCAAGGUACCAAUUUGCACAAGUUCACACUUAAGACCAUAAGGAAAGAAGAUUUCGUUUUCCGUUGUCCCGACGCGGCGAAUUUAAACAAAUUGAUUGUGUACCUACUGGAUGGUUUAAAGAGCCGAUCUACUUAUUGUGUGGUCAUAGAGGAUUAUAAACACCCAGGUGAGGCUGCUUCAUUUCUGGUUUUGAAGAAAGGCGAGUUGGUCAUUUUGAAAGACGGUACCACUGGUGAAUCCUUGAUGACAUCGACCUGGGGUUAUGGAGAAUGCAAUGGACGUUUGGGAGAUUUUCCGACGGAAGUUGUACAGUUGUUAUCGGUUAUAGAAGAACCAUCAGAAGACGUUAUCGCAACAUUUAAAAAGGAUGGGGCUUUUGCUAGCCAAGAGGAACCUCCCCAGACAAUGUCAACCGUACAGCGAAUGAAGGUGCACACUCUCGCUCUUUACGCGGAUGAGCACUUCAGAAUCGGGAAAAAGUCUACCGCCAAGCAAACUUCGCUCCUUACAGCUGCUAAACGGGGCUCACACGAGGAGUUAUGGAAAUUCACCAAUCAACCCAUCCUCCAACCACUCUUGCGCCAACUCACCUCUAACGAAGAGGCCAGCCGAGACGCGUGCAAAGCUUUCAACGCAAUCCUCAAGUACAUGGGAGACAUACCGGCCCCGAAACCCAAAAUGAGCAACGAGUUCACCGACGAAAUCUUUUCGGCGGCUUUAUCAAAUGACUUGUUACGCGACGAGGUGUACUGCCAAAUUAUGAGGCAGCUGACCUACAAUCGUUUAGCUCGCAGUGAAGAACACGGGUGGGAGUUGAUGUACUUCGCUACCGGUUUGUUCGUGGGUAGUACAUCCCUUAACACCGAACUGAACAAGUUCUUAAAAUCACGGUCACAUCCAUUUGUUGAACCGUGCCUAUCCCGUCUGCAAAAAACCGAAAAAGUAGGUCCACGAAGAUAUCCCCCAUACACUAUCGAAGUAGAUGCCAUACAGCAUAGGAGCAUGGAAAUUUACCACAAAAUUUACUUCCCCGAUGACACCGACGAAGCCGUUGAGAUAGACUCGUUGACCAAAGCGGGCGAUAUCUGCUCAGUUUUGGCCAGCCGCCUGCAAUUGAUUUCUUCUGAUGGCUUUAGCCUCUUCGUAAUGAUCGGCGAUAAGGUAUUCUCCAUUCCACAAGACACCUUUUUCUUUGAUUUCCUACACGAGCUCAUUGCGUGGAUGCGCCAAACCACACCGAGCUGGAACUCCGCGGCUCCAAUUCAAGCCCAAUACCAAGUGUUUUUCAUGAAGAAACUGUGGGUCAAUACAGUACCUGGUCGCGAUCGGAAUGCCGACCAGAUAUUCCACUACCACCAGGAGCUGCCAAAGUAUCUACGCGGCUUUCACAAGACCAGCAAGCAAGACGCCAUAAAGCUGGCCGCCUUAAUCUAUCGCACCAAAUUCGGCGACCAAUUCUCGCAAUUGGCCCAACUAAACGCGAACCUCCUCAACGAAUUGGUACCAUCUUACAUAAUCAAAGUGAACUCCUCCUCCCAAUGGAAAAAGGACAUAAUCGCCGCCUACCAAAACGACGGUACAAUGUCCGCGGAAGACGCCAAAGGUAAAUUCUUAGAAACGAUCUACCACUGGCCCACCUUCGGCUCGACGUUCUUCGAGGUGAAGCAAACCGUCGACCGCACUUACCCCGAAAUCGUCACCGUGGCGAUCAACAAGAACGGAGUCAACAUCAUGCACCCUCAGACAAAGGAUAUCCUGGUUACGCACGAUUUCUCGGAGUUAAACAAUUGGUCCUCUGGAAACACGUACUUUCACCUAACCAUUGGUAACAUGAUGAGACCAACGAAAUUUUUAUGCGAAACUAGUCAAGGGUACAAGAUGGACGACCUACUCACGUCUUACACCGAGUAUUUGCGUUCUAAAGAAACUUAAUAAAUGUAAUGUUUUUUACGAAAUAUACCGCUUUAAUUUUGUGUUACUAACAUACUUUUUCGAUUAAAUCAA
This is a messenger RNA of Photinus pyralis (common eastern firefly), 6462 nucleotides long. Its product is annotated as myosin-VIIa-like. Gene Ontology annotation, cellular component: myosin complex; cytoskeleton. Gene Ontology annotation, molecular function: ATP binding; cytoskeletal motor activity; protein binding. Lineage: Eukaryota; Metazoa; Arthropoda; Insecta; Coleoptera; Lampyridae. The coding region runs from base 64 to 6390 and encodes 2108 amino acids. The transcript has 10 exons. The record is from RefSeq and is a predicted model, not a curated record.